CCGCCGUCUUGCAGCGAUGAAUUAUGUCCGUACAUGCCAAGAAGGCGAAGCGGGAGGCGGUGGGGAGGAGAAUUGAAGCCCGAAAGCAAACAUGUCUCCUCAGCGGCUGAGCACCUGACAUCUAAAAUAAUAGUGUCAACGGUGUCCACGCUGAGCGGCGCUGCUGACAUUUCAGACGUCGAAGGAGCGACAAGUUCACCAGGCCAGGCCGAGGAAGACCUCGUGAUGGCGUCGGCAGCGGUUGGCAUGUCCAAUCUGUCUGACGAGAUCCUUCUGUGCAUCCUGCGCCACGUGCCCGUGUGCGACCUGCUCACCAACGUGGCGCCCGUCUGCCAACGGCUGCAAACGCUGUGCCGCGACAAGAGUCUGCUAGCGCACGUAUGCCUGACCGAGGAGUACACGAUGGAUGAUCAGACGGUUCGCCACACCCUGCGGCAGCUGUCGAAUCACGUGCAGUCCCUGAGCCUCAGCGGCGUCUAUUGGCUGAACAGCAGCGCGGUGGACUCGGUGGGACGCUGCAAGGCGGUGACGCGUCUGGACCUGAGCGGGUGCCGGAUGACGGCGUCGCGCCUCUCUCGCUUGGUGGCCUCGCUGCCUCUGCUGCGCUCGCUGGCCUUCGACGUGCAGCCGGGCUUCGACGCCGGCAAGUUGGCGGGAGAGGCGGUGGACCGACUCAGCCGCCUGGCAGAGCUGCGGCAGACGCUGCUGACCCCCAGCUACGGGGUGGUGCCCUGCUGCGCUCAGCUUCGCAAGCUGACGCUGCAGUUCGACAUCUCGGACGUGACCAGGGAGGGCACUGGCGUCAGCUGCCACCUGAUGGUGGGUCAGAGCAGCGUGCCGCACUACGAGCGGCUGGAGGAGUUCAGCGCCCGACUGGCUCCAGGAGAGGUGAACCAGACGUUGCUGCUGCUCUACCUGGCCGUGUUUAGUGUUCACGUUCCGGAGCGCCUCCGCGUUUUCCUGGUGUCCGUCCCCGGCCCCAACCCGGCCCGCUGGCCCACCGCCCCCUCGUUGGCCCAGAGCUUGGGCCUGCGUGGCGACCUGGAGGCCCUGCAGUUUCCCCGGUCUUGGCUGGACUCUUCGUCAUUGAAGCAGGCGCUGGAAGGCACCAGCCCCAAGCACCUGAGCUUCAGCCGCUGUCCUGCCCUGUACAGGAAAGUGUUCCGGUCUCUAUUGGAGGGCGGCGUGCGAGACGCCUCGCGCCUGCUGAGCCUCAACUUGAGCGGCAUCAACCACGCGCCGUACUCGGAGGGCCGCGGUGCCGAGGAUCAGCUGCUCCCCGCCAACAUGAGCCGACUGGCCUCCUGCUGCGUCAACCUGCGCCACUUGAACCUGAUGAACACACACUACCAUCACGAGCACGCCGCCGCACUCCCGCCGGCCACGCCCCAUUUGUGCGCCAGCCUGGCUAAACUCCGGCACCUUCGCUCGCUCACCCUCCCGGCCUGCGCCCUUUCGGACGGCAUGCAGUCGCAUCUCUGUGCCGCGCAGAACUCGUCAUCCUUACUCUUACGCGGCUUGAAAAAACUACCUCGAGUGGGCGUGCAGAACUACAAAGUUGGCACGGAAACAGGAACCCAAGCUGUCGGGGACAGCACCUUGGGAAUCAGCCACCUGGCCGCCGGAUGCCUUUCCAUGGAGGCCUUGGAGCUCAUCGGGCCGGGUUUCGUCUCAGCGCUGCCCCGCCUGGAGCCGUGCACCCGAGCGAGUGUGGAGCCCCGCGGCAUGUGCGCGUGGGCCCGCGGUGUUGGCGACGCCCACCUGGCGGCGCUGGGAGGUUUUCGGCGGUUGCGCCGCCUGACGCUGGCCGGCCUGCCCGGCGUCCUUCGAGGCACGGGACUCGCCCACCUCGUGACGCGGUGCAAGGACCUGCAGAUGUUGUCGCUCGCCAACAUCGGCACACUGAAAAUCAUGAACUAUAACGCCUCCCUGCUGGAGGCGCUUAGAAACUGCUCACAGCUACGAGAACUCAGGUUAGAGCAGCCCUAUUUGAACGCCAACUCGUCCUUCUUCGACGCCCUCUCCUGCUGCUCUCGCCUGCAACGCUUUUGCCUCAUCUCGCGCAACGGCUCCUUCGAGGGGGCGGCGGCUGAGUCAUUUGUGGAGCGCUGCGGCCGCCUGGUCAUGUGCCACAUGUUCACCGGUGGCACCUUGGUGGCCUGCCGCAAUCUCCAGAAAACUCUCCUUGACAGGUUUUCCUCCGAGCGUCCGGGCCUCUCUGCGGUCAUUUACCCGAUACAGCAGGAAGACCUGCCUUCCGUCAUCAGAGACAUCCCGCUCACCCUGUUGGACGGCAUCACGUUAUUUCAGAGUCACGUGGCCCAGCCGCCGCAUUUGUCACCAUGGUGAUGCCAACACAAUCCUAACGCCAUUGGUGCUGCUGCUGCUGAAGUUGACACUUGAAAUGACUGAUUUGGCUUGUUUUGUACCAUUUUCAAGCACAUUUCUUUCUAAUCUUGCCUUGUAUGCCUCAAAUGGGCAAAAAAAAUGGUUGGGGGGGGGGG
Molecule: messenger RNA, 2504 nt
Organism: Hippocampus comes (tiger tail seahorse)
Lineage: Eukaryota; Metazoa; Chordata; Actinopteri; Syngnathiformes; Syngnathidae
Gene: fbxl18
Product: F-box and leucine-rich repeat protein 18
Exons: 9
Coding region: 34-2349 (771 amino acids)
Biological process (GO): SCF-dependent proteasomal ubiquitin-dependent protein catabolic process
Molecular function (GO): protein binding
Source: RefSeq, a predicted model, not a curated record